AUGAGUCCCAAACAUGUAGUGAAAUUUCGAAAAAGAAAGAGCCAGGGGGAAGGAGGAAGAGAUCAGAAGUGUGAAGAGCCACACGAGUCUCCCAAGAGAGUGAAACAAGAACUCUAUGAAAAAGAGCCUGCUCAUCAAGAAUCUGGAAAUCGUCAGGCAAUGAAUCCCAUGGCAAAGGGUCCAUUGCACCCAAAUAAACAAGACAAGGUCAGAAACCCUGAAGAGGAGGAUGUCAUUGAGGUGAAAUAUGUGGGUGCUGGCAAGAGUCGCAAGCGCACUUACUCCAACAUACAGGACAGAGUUGAGAAACAGCACAAUGAAAAGUGCAGAAGGUUGUCCCACCAUCUUCAACCCUGCGAUCCUGUCCACUCUGGCCCGCCCAGCACUCACACAAGACCUGCUGACAACCUGAAGAACAUCAAAGGCUGCAUGGAAGAACAUAUUCAUGGCUGUGAAACAACUCAGUUCCAGCCAAAUCAAUUCAGACAUCCUGUCAGAAGACACCAUUCACCAGUCACAACUGAAAAGAGCUAUUCACCAGAGACACAUUUUGAAACAAAAAAGACAGGUGGAAUUAAUUUUGAAAACAAGAGAACUAGACACCACCCCCAGCCUGACAUUCUGGGAGGAGCUCAGGCCCCAAACUCCAAAAAUAGUGACACCAGUGGCAUCUUCCACAAGAACAAGUUAACACCUGAGGCCGAGGAGGAGCCUUUUGAGGAGCAAGAGAAGGGCAGUAGCCAAGACCAUGGCCCUGAUGUAACACCUGACAUGGAGCAGGAAAUCAUGAAUGCACUCGGUCCAGGGCCACAAGAGGACAUCUUAAGCAGUGCAUUUAAACUGAACAUCACCAGAGGAGACAUGCAGACUCUAUGGGAAAGCCAGUGGCUCAAUGAUGACAUCAUAAAUUUUUACAUGAACCUACUCUCACACAGGAGCAAAUCACCAGGCUAUGCCUCACUUCACACCUUUAAUACAUUCUUCUAUACGAAACUCAAGUGUGGGGGAUACAGGUCUGUGAAAAAGUGGACCCGGGCCGUGAAUAUCUUUGAAAAGGACAUUGUCCUCGUGCCGGUACAUCUUCAUGUCCACUGGAGUCUUGUGGUCAUAGACCUACGAAAGAAGACCGUUGUCUACUGGGAUUCCAUGGGACUCAAAAGAACAGAUGUCCUGGGAUUGAUUUUCCAGUACCUGCAAGAAGAAAGCAAAGCAAAAAGGAAUAUAGAUCUGGACCCCUCGGAGUGGAAGCAAUACUGCAUGUCAGCAGAGGAGAUUCCCCUGCAGUUGAAUACGAACGAUUGUGGAGUGUUUACCUGUAAAUAUGCAGACUAUAUUUCGAGAGGCCAACCCAUAAACUUUUCUCAGCAGCAUGUGCCUCUGUUUAGGAAGAAGAUGGUGUGGGAAAUCCUGCAUAAGCGCUUACUGUAA
Cricetulus griseus (Chinese hamster) is the source of this 1428-nucleotide messenger RNA. NCBI's taxonomy places the organism in Eukaryota, Metazoa, Chordata, Mammalia, Rodentia, Cricetidae. The record is from RefSeq and is a predicted model, not a curated record.